AUGGCGGCAGAAGCCGACUCGAAUGGGAACGUCGAGCCCGAGGAGAUGGGGGCCCCCAAGCCGACUUCCGCCGACUCCGACUCAGAGGAAGAAGGCCCGGAACGAAAGGGCGAUGGGGAAGAAGAAGAGGAGGAUGAGGAGGACGACGAGUCCGACUCGGACUACGAUUCGGACUACUCGGAUGGAGCCUUCGGCGGCGGUCCCGAGGGUGAGGGCGGCGAGAAAAAGGACGAGGACUCGCGCGAGGCGACCGUCCGCCAGUUCGCCGAAGUCCUGGAGAGCAAGUCCGUGCAGAAGCGCUUCGAGGAGGAGGAAAAGGAGUACGUCUACCACGAGGACCUCUUUGACUUCCCCCGCGACCCGGAGCGCUGGCGCGAGGAGGACCUCCUGGAGCUGUGGGCCGACGCCCCCGUGGAUAUGACCAAGCCCGGUUGGGACCCGAUAUGGGCUGACGAGGAGGACUGGGAGGUGGUGCAGGAGGAGAGAAAGGCCGGAAGGGAUCCCCCCAUCGCCCCAUUCUACGUACCGUACCGCAAACACUUUCCGGCCAUCCCCGACAAUCACCACGACAUCUCCAAUCCCAAGUCUGUCAUCGAGGAGCUUGACCGGAUCGAGGAGUUCCUUAAGUGGGUCAGCUAUAUAUUCCCCGAUGGAAGCUCGUGAGUGUUCUCCUCUCUUCCUGCCGCUUCUUCAUGUUCUCCAGUUUCUUAGCAGUGCCGUCUUAAUUUAGUGGGAGAGACAUUCCGCUUCCUGAUCAUAUCCUCUCAUGGUCACGGCUGUAAUUGUGCGUCCAUUGUCUUGGCGAAAUUCAUUUCAUUGGAUACUAGUGGCAUUUUUUGCCGUCGUCUUGUUUAGUUUGCUAUGGUUUUGUUUCUUUUUGUUGGUUGCCAAUUGUCCCAGCUUGAAUGACUGAGACUGGCAAGUCAUUUGAAUGAAUGAUUCACUGCUCUGACAUGGGAAACCCAAACGAGCCCCAUUCAAUGUUGACUCCAAAUUUGUGGACAGAAUCUUUCUGCUUUUGUGUUCUCUAUCAGACUGAUUGCACAUUAAUCCUUGUGGUGUUUAGGCGCCUACAUUUUGAUUAACAACCUUUUUCUGUACACUCCUACGAUUUUGCUUCUAUUUACCGUAUCAGAUAUCAUUUUAAGUAUUGCGAACAUGAAAACAAGUCUAUGCUAUUAUAAAGAAUACUCAGACACUGCUUGCUUCAUCAUCUUCACAAUUUUUUUAUCCAUUGCCCGUUUGAAACCGAUGCAUUUAUUGGUUCUCAGAUUUAUUUUUUUACGUGAAGUCAGUUGAGGUUCACUAACAGAUCUUGCUUCUUCUUUUCUGAAGAUACGAAGGGACAGUAUGGGAUGACUUGGCCCAUGGAAAAGGUGUUUACGUGGCUGCUCAAGGUCUUGUCAGGUCAGUACUUUUAUGAUAAAUUAUCAGACCUUUUUUGCUGUCGUUUUUCAAUAAACUUUCGACUCGUUUAAAUUUUCUGGUUUAGUACUUUGCUUUUCGAAAUGUAGGGUAAACAUCUAAAUGUCCACCAACCACGAAAAUAUGACAUAUACCUACCAUUGACAUUAGCGGGUGUGGUGAUAUAGAAAUCACUUUUGUCGGCCAUAUAUUCCUUUCACUCUAUGCAAUUCCUUGGCUUCUUCUCCAUAACUUGAUGCUCGAUGUUCCUGUAUCUUGUACCAUCCUCGAGCCAUACUAAAUAUUUCUCUUGUCCCACGGAUGCUGCAAAUCUAUCCAUUUAUGUCAUCAUCAUUAAACCGUGUAAAUAAAGUUUUUUUUAGUGGCGGUAAUCUAACCGAUUUUCUGAUGUCAAAAUUAGCUACUCAGACAUCAGAUGGGUUUGCCCAGAAUCUUUCUUUCAUGGCAUAUUGUCUGGGGAUUCCAUUCUCUAUUGGACCUUUGAUAUUGAAGUACUGUGAAAAGUUAGAUUAAAGAUCUAAUCUGGCACAUAACAUGAGCCAUUUUUCCGUUCUCUUCUUUUUUUGGUUUUUGUCUCAAGUAAUCUCGACAUCUAUUACUUCAGAUUUUAGUUUUUAACUCUGUGCAUGAAAACUGUGUCCACACUUCGUGGCAGGCGUCCAAUCGGUUUUUGUGUGUAAAUGGUAUUGAAAAUUGGUAAUGAAAAAUGAAAAAUGAAAUCUAAAUAAGUUAUAUCUUUUCACUAUGCAUGAACGUCUCUUUGAGAUGCAAUGCUGAGCUCAUGGAUACAAUCAUUUUUCUAAUUUGAUUUUUCUUUUUCGAUGACUAUGUUCGCAUUAGUAUCAGUGUCUUAGUAAUUGAUGUAUACCUGUAAUUUCCUGAAAAGUUACAAUUGCCAGUGUUUUCCUUUUGACAAUAAUUGAUUAUAUUUCCUGGUUAUAGGUAUGAAGGGGAAUGGCUUCAAAAUGCAAUGGAGGGUCAUGGUGUUGUCGAAGUUGAGAUUCCUUCUGUAGAGCCUGUACCUGGUUCCAGGUGUGUAGCAAACUGGCAAAACUUGUAUAAUGAAUCUCGGGUGUCUCAUUGCUCCCUUUCCUAUUUUCUCAACGACAAGCAAUUUGUUUGCCAUCGUUUUGUAGGCUUGAAGCUAAGAUGCGGGCUGAAGGGAAAAUUAUUGCUCGAGACUUUAUGUCGACAGAGGAUAAAAAAUGGAUGGAAAUGGACAUUGAAGACAGUGUUGCCUUGGCUGGUAACCGUGUUGAGGUUCCAUUUUACGAAAAGGAUGAAUGGGUUAAGCUAUUUGGGAGUAAACCGUAUGCGUUUACACUCCUUGAUGAUUUCAUGCACAAUCUUUGUAUCUACGUACAUACCAACAAUAUCAUUCUCAUGUCAAAUAAAACGCACUACCUUUUUAAUUGUUGAUAUGAUAUAGUUCUUAAACGAUUUCAAUUUUUCUUUGUCGUGGAUUGAAUUUUGAGGCGUAUGUUUUCCAUAAAUGGUUUCUGUGGCAUAUUAUCUUUUAAUUUGUCUGUAAUCCCUAAAAACCAAAUUGAAGCACAGGACUAUCCAGCUUCAAGUUUGGAUACAUGUGUGAUCUAUUUUUUCAAUGAAUCCAUGUUUGUUUUGAACCAAAGAAUCGUGAUAUUUAAUUAUUUUGCAUAGAACAUGCUAAGACAAUGAUACUCCAUGACCCGAGCAGUCGUCCUAUGGAACCUUAACCUUGUUUCUCAUCUAAUGAGCUUCAAUCCCCAUUCAUAAUAAAUGGCUAUUAUCCUAGAAAUCUUGAGAAAAUUCAGGGUCUUGUUUUGCUGUCAAGGAACUGUAUUAAUUUUUGUUUCUGAGUGAAAUUAACUGUUGCCUCUCUUAGCUUGUUCUGUUUUUGUGAUUGUCUUCUACUCAUCCACCAGUAAUCUAUUUUCUAAACAGGGAGAAAGGUCGGUACAAAUAUGCUGGACAAUGGAAGCACGGAAGGAUGCAUGGAUGUGGUGUAUAUGAAGUGAACGAGCAAAUCAUUUACGUAUGUAAUUAUUGAUUUGUUGUUCUCUCCUCCUCCAUUUAGAUUUCCUUUUAUUUGCAUCCCAACUGCUCUUCUCAGAGUCAUUGUUGUUGGUUCGGUUGCCAAGGACUUUCUAAAAUGGUGAAGUGACUUUGCAUGGUAUAUGACUACCAUAGAGUUCAUUCCCUUCAAUGAUCUGACCAGCGUCAAAGAGUUUUGGUCUAAGAUUGACAAUGCCGCCUAUAAUGCAGGGAAGAUUUUACUUUGGGGACUACCUAGAUGAUUCAACUGGUUGUGAUGCUGACAUCUCAGCGGUAUAUGACUUCCACUUCUGUCAAUUUUUGGUCAUUUGACGAAAAUUUAUGAACAGAUGUGUUAUUUCAGCUUCAUGCAGGCAUUGCAGAGGUAGCUGCCGCAAAGGCAAGGAUGUUUGUAAACAAACCUGAUGGCAGUAUGGCCUCUUGCUUUGCCUAUUUUGUCAUUUGGGUAAUUUUAAAGCAUGCAGUUGCUGAAGUGGCUUGCUUAAGAUGACGAAAUUUUAUGAUAAAUUUUCUGCACACUGAAAUCUGGUAGACCAGUUUUCUUCGGCUGGGCAAGACCUUAUCAUCAAGACUCUAAACAGGGAAUGUUACAAUGACACAUUGGUUUCAAAGAGGUCGGAAAUCAACCUGAAUAUGGCUUGGGAUCUUGGUCACUAGAUCUCGGAGAGCUAUGCUUUGUUAGAUCAUGGUUAGAAGAACGGAGCGAUGUUGGGAAGUCACGUUUUGUCAAUGAAACAUCAGGAUCGGGGGGUGCUGGUCCAUUUUAUAUCAUUUCCUGUUUUCGUUAUUCAAGAUCUUACUUUUUUGCAGUUAUUCGUUCCUUUGCUGUUGGCAAAGAGCAAAUUAUAUCAUAUAACAAGGUUUCUUUCCGUAUUAGUGAUGCUCUCCAUCUUGAGAACCUUUUUCCUCUUUUUUUUUCUUUCUUCAUUUUUUUAAAAAAGGUUUCAGACGUUAUAUUUGAUGGUUGGGUUGUCUUCCGUCUACUUGUGACGAGGUUAUUUUCGCAUCUAGGCAUUUGUGCAUAUUCUAAAUGAAAUAUAUUAAGAUUCUGGACUGGUCGGCGGUGAUCAUCUAGGAUUCUUAACAAGGAACCGCAAUCUUUAUUUAACCAUUCAAGACGAGAGUUUGUUGGCAGCCUAGUCAAAAUAUGGUGGUUACAGAUGGUUAGUCAAUGAAAAAAUAUGUGUGCGCCACUAUAGAGACUUGGCACGUCAGUUUUCAUCAACUGUGAGAAUCGUUAUCCUCUCAUAAGCAUCUUUUUCCUUUUCUAUUUUGUGUACUGUCAACUGAGAUACUUGUGCAGAGCCUUGAUGUAUAAUUUCAUCCACGUGAUUGCCAUAUGAAGUAUAUGUAUUUUUUUACGCUGGUAGUAAUUCCAUGCCUAUAUUUUAUGCCACUAAAUUUCUCCAGUCCGUAAAAUUUUCUUCUUUCGUAUGUCUCUAUCAAGAAUAAAGCUUAACCUUAUAAUUUUUGUUUGGUCACGACCUUCCUCCUAGCUUCUCAUUUCCCGUUAUUUCUAACUUGCAGUGGUAAGGGAAGACAGAGGUCCCUAUGGUGACCCUCAGCAUCCAUACUUUUAUGAGGAAGAUGAUGUGUGGAUGGCUCCCGGAUUCAUAAACCAAUUUUAUGAAGUAAGGCUUAUUCUGUGGCUUUCAUCAGUAGGAAAAAUAUUAUGUUCAUGAGGAAACCGUGAUAACUGCUUCCUGUCAGGUCCCUGAUUACUGGAAAACAUAUGUUCAAGAGGUUGAUACAGAGAGGGAAAUGUGGUUAAAUUCAUUCUAUAAGUCACCACUGAGAAUCCCUAUGCCUGCAGAGCUUGAAUAUUGGUGGUCAAAAGGUAUGUCCCUUGUCGAUGACCCAGUUUUGUUUUGCUCAUACCCUUCCUGUCAAUAAUACCAUUAGCAAUUUAAUUCUACUUUUCGAUGGAGCUCGGCGGGUUGUGCACAUACAGUUCUAAACGUCUUAGAUAGUUUCCCCCUUAGGUUCAAACAUCUUCCAGAAAAGUUGUUCAUCUGUGCAUAGCGUGGGAUAGGUGGUUGUCAUCUUUGUUGCAUUACAGAUGAACGCUUGCAGACGUCACCAUUACUUCUUAGAUGUGUUAAUAGAUAUAUGGUAUGGUUAAGUCAAGAUAAACUUUUGAAUAGAAUGCUUGGGAUUAUUCUCAUUGGUCAAUCUCUGUGGUAUGCUUCCUGCCAUCCGUGAGAAGCUGAGAGCUCGUGAAAGCUAUUCUCUGGUAAAGAUUUUAUGUCGAGAACAAGGAAUCAGCCACAAAUGGAUGCAUUUGCAAAGUGAACCUAUGGAAGAAUCUUGGCAGAUAUUUGUAGUCAUACUGACUUCUUUGUAUCGUAUAGGAUACUUGUUGCAUUGCUUCUCAGAUGUGUUAAUAGGUACAUGGCAUGAAAGUGUUCCUCAUACAACGAAAUAGUCCUUAAACAACCAUUCCAACAAUCUCUCCGUAGGAGAGAAAAAAACUUAAAUAAAUGUCGUAUCAACAAUCACUCUCUCUCUCUCUCUCUCUCUCUCUCUCUCUGUAGCGCAUUUUACAUGCCUCCCAUGUUUUCUCAUUACAUCAUCGUUUUUUCUGGCCACUUUUCAUCACGUUCUAUCUCCUCGCAAAAAUUAUGCGCCUCAGGUUUGUAUCUCUGCUUAUUCUGCAGAAGAAAGCCCUGAGUUUGUUCUCAUCAAUAAGGAACCCGAGCCUGACCCAGAAGAUCCAUCCAAGCUCAUAUAUACGGAGGACCCCCUAAUUCUUCAUACUCGAAGUGGAAGACUCAUCAACUAUAUUGAGGACGAUGACCAUGGCGUUCGACUUUUCUGGCAGCCACCAUUGAAGGACGGAGAGGAAGUGGACCCAGAAAAGGUGGAGUUUUUACCGCUUGGUUUUGGAGAGUUCUAUGGACGAGCCGUGCCACGCGCAAAGAGACAGAGUGGGCUGAUGCGCUUCGUAACUGCAAUAGAAAACGGAUUCAAGCCAGUAUCCGACAGACUGGAGAAGUGGGCUGAGGAGAGGAAGAAAAAAACUGAAUUGGAUCUCAAACUGAUAGACCAAGAGCUCGAGUUUAUUGAGGCUGAGAUCUGUCUUGAAGAGGCCAUCGAGGAUAUGGAACUGGAAUUGAAGAUGAAGCAGGAAGAGGAGGAGAAGAGAGGAGAUGACAGUUCAUCCACUUCGGCUGCUGGGAGUGCCGCUGAAUUAGAUGAGGGAGAAGAAGAGGAACAGGAGGAGGAGGACAAUGCACCAUCCAGCUUUGGCACAGUUUCUGGAGAAACGACAGACAGCAAGCCAAGGAAGAAUGGGUUUUUAUCUCUCUCCUUGUCCCUCCCCUCGGUGUCAGUGGUGAGUUCUUGGCGUUCCCUUAGCCUUUUCCGACACUGACUGGUUACGCUGUCUAGUAGAUCGCCGUGUCCUGCAUCUAUUACCAGGUAGCCUAGUUCAUUAACGGGCAUCCUUGAAACCCUUAUUUACAUUUUGUAG
Molecule: messenger RNA, 6931 nt
Organism: Spirodela intermedia
Lineage: Eukaryota; Viridiplantae; Streptophyta; Magnoliopsida; Alismatales; Araceae
Source: the annotation of a GenBank genome assembly